This is a messenger RNA of Ustilago hordei, 546 nucleotides long. RefSeq lists its product as uncharacterized. The record is from RefSeq and is a predicted model, not a curated record. The coding region runs from base 1 to 546 and encodes 181 amino acids. NCBI's taxonomy places the organism in Eukaryota, Fungi, Basidiomycota, Ustilaginomycetes, Ustilaginales, Ustilaginaceae. The transcript has a single exon.
AUGCCACGUCUAUCUCUUCCACUGCUCUUCGCAGUCCUACUCUCCACCCUCUUCCUCCUCGCCUCAGCCGAACCCAUCCGACUCUCCUCUCCCAACCACGAACACCACAUAGGCACAACGGUCCCUCACAUUCCCGCCCACCUUGCAUCCCGCUCUUCCUCUCGCAUUCCCUCUUCCCCCCGGAAACUUGAGAAACGACGUCACCUUCAGAAAAACAAAACAAAACCCAACUCGCCUUCUUCCACAGAGAUCUCGGAUGGAAAACUAACCUACUACUCCGGCUCUCAACUUCUCAACCCCGCCUGCCCCGGAGCACCCGCUCCAAAAGAUGGCAGUAUGAUUGCUGCUAUCAGCUUCGACUCUCCUUUCAAGUGCGGAGAUAGGAUCAGGAUCCAAGAUGGUCGGGGGAAGGAGGUGGUUGUUACAGCGGUGGAUAGGUGUGCAGGGUGUAAACGUCAUUCGAUUGAUGUCACUAAGGGAGUGUUUAGUCUUUUUAGCCCGUUGGACAAAGGCGUUUUGGAGGGAAUGAAGCUUAGCAAGGCAUAG